AUGAGUUGGUUUUCACUUUACAUCAUGAUGCUGCAUCUCAGUGCCACGGAAACGCUUUCUCACCCCCGAGAAUUGCCACCAAGGGCAAAAAACCAAGGGUCCCAUAUGAUCAGCUCCGAAUCGGCCCAGAAGUAUCUCUGGAAGUAUGGCUGGUUUGAGCCCGUCCACUGGGACUCUUCCCGACGAAGGCCAGGAGAAUCGGUGGAGAACGUGGCCCCUCCAGAUGCCACCAGCCUCCAAAGUGGGGAUGACUCUCCCUCUUCUGUUCUGGAUGACACCAAUGGAGGACUAAAGCCCACAUUAAGCCCUCGGUUUGUAGGAGCACUGAUGAAAUUUCAGGAAGCCAAUGGGUUAAAGGUAACAGGAGUCCUGGAUAAAGACACAAGAGAAGCCAUGAGCGUGCCCCGCUGCGGGGUUCCUGACCGCAAAUUCACGGAGGAAGAGUGGCCAGAUGAUGGAAAUACAGGCAAUGGAGCCACCACCAUGCAGAAGAAGCAGGUCACUGUUACCACUACGCCUUCUAGAGUCUCUGAGUGGGUGAGGAACAGCCAAGAGUCAGAUAAAGAUAAAACAAGGCCACACACUCAAGAAGGAGACCAUUUGUACCUGAAUCUUGCUAGUCCUGGCCGUAAGAAGCGCAGCCACCUUCUAAAGGUGGGCUACAGGAAAGUGGCCUUCUCCAAACCUACAGUGAAGUGGAGGCUUCUGGGUGAAGGUUACAGUGUGUGGCUGUCCAUAGACCAGCAGCGUUACGUACUGAAGCUCGCAUUCCGCAUCUGGAGUGAGGUGGUGCCGCUCAACUUCGAGGAGGACCUGGUAUCUCCUGCUCACCUUAUUGACAUCAAACUUGGCUUUGGGACACGCCGCCACCUCGGCUGCUCCCAGCUGUUCGCUGAGAUGGGCAGAGAGUUUGCACACGCCUGGCAGCUGGGGGAUAUUCAUUUUAAUGACGACGAACACUUUGUACCACCGGACAGUGAACAUGGCAUCAGCCUCCUGAAGGUGGCGGUACAUGAGAUCGGACACGUGCUGGGUCUGAGUCACAUGAACGAGCGAACGUCGGUCAUGCAGCCAAAUUACACCCCCAUAAACACUAUGAUGGCGCUGGAGUGGACAGACCGGAGAGCCGUCCAAGGGAUAUACGGCCGAUGCUCGGGACGCUUUAAUACGGUCUUUGACUGGGUGCAGGAAGUGCAGGGAACGCGCGUCUUCGUCACCUACUUCUUCCGGCGCAGCUGGUACUGGAGAUACGAGAACCACAACAACCGACCGCAGCAGCGCUACCCGCGCAUGGUGACUGCCGGUUGGAGGGGGCUCCCCAAAGCUGACAUCGACGCAUUCCUCUCCAUCUACACAGGCGACCUCAAGCUCACCCUCUUCUUCAAAGGCAUGCAGUACUGGCGCUACGACAAUGAGAAUGACAGAGCCUACACCACUGCCCCCGAUGGGCACGUCUACCCGCGACUCAUAUCUGACGGCUUUCCCGGAAUCUCAGGACCCAUCGACACGGCGUUCUACGACCAGCGAGAUCAGAAUGUCUACUUCUUCCGAGGGAGGAAUGUGACAGCAUUUAGUGUGAAGGAUAACCAGGUGAUAAGCGGCUACCCCAAGGCGAUCAGCGACGUGUACCCUGCAGGGACCCCUGGAGACCACCCCAUCGGGGACUUGGAUGCUGUUUAUUUUUCCUUCACCCACAACAAUAUCUUCUUCUUCAAGGGUUUGCACGUGUGGCGUCUGGCGAAUUACCAAGGCUUGCCGGUGGACCCCAGGCUCCCCUCUAAUGCUCUGUUACCCCGACGCCCCAUUAACGAGCAGUGGUUUGAUAUCUGCGAUGUUCACCCGUCUAUGCUUUUCAUGCCUGGGGGGGUAUAAGGGGCAGCCAGCGGGACUGUGCUGCGCAUUACACUGUAUGGGGGCUCCCACCAGAGACCCCAGAGACUCACUAUUUUACACUAUUUGAUAUUAAUGCCCCAGACUCCACCGUUAACCCUGUUCUUCUGGCGGGGUGAGGGUUAAGAUUCACUCUGUGCACACAAGGGGGAGAAUUAACUCUGUGACGAUUUAUGUAACCGACAAAGGGUUAACCGGCUCGCAGAUAACCCAAAGUGUUAUAAUAUAUAUUUAUAUAUUUUGUAUAAGGAGACGCUGCGCCAACAGCAUGCGCAAUAAACACAGGGAAAUACUG
Molecule: messenger RNA, 2185 nt
Organism: Spea bombifrons (plains spadefoot toad)
Lineage: Eukaryota; Metazoa; Chordata; Amphibia; Anura; Pelobatidae
Product: matrix metalloproteinase-21-like
Exons: 7
Coding region: 1-1872 (623 amino acids)
Biological process (GO): extracellular matrix organization; collagen catabolic process; proteolysis
Cellular component (GO): extracellular matrix
Molecular function (GO): zinc ion binding; metalloendopeptidase activity
Source: RefSeq, a predicted model, not a curated record